Symbiodinium sp. CCMP2592 is the source of this 2046-nucleotide messenger RNA. NCBI's taxonomy places the organism in Eukaryota, Dinophyceae, Suessiales, Symbiodiniaceae. The record is from the annotation of a GenBank genome assembly.
AUGGCUUCACUUGCCGAAAGCUUGGAACAGGUUCGCAUGGUUCGCAAGCGGUUUCGCAUCGGAGCCCCAUGGAUCCAUACUCCGAAGACCGAUGAAGGUGACGAAUGCCUUCAGUGUGUUCGUGGUUUGAAAGCGAACUACAGCAUCAUUCUCACGAUGGUGCAUCAUUUCAAGCAGGGCAAGGUUCUCAUAGACCCUUUGCAGGCAGAGGUACGAAAGCUUUUCCACGAUGUCGGCUAUGUGCCAGACCCGGAUUGGGAAGUACGACAAAUUUUCCGAGAAAUGGCUCGCCUGAAGGGCCAUCCCUUUCCAGAGGAGGACGAACUCGACGCUGAUGAUGAGGAUGAGUGUGAUGAAGAACAGGAGGAGGAAGAUGCAGAGGAAGAUGCCGAAGAAGAGGACGAGGAACAGGAGGAGGAUAUUGACGGGGAGGAAUAUGGGCAUGAAGGGGAGAACAAGGGUGACGAGGAGAUGGAUGAUGAUGAUGAAGUCGAGGUGCUUUCGGCGCAUCCCGGCUCUUCGGGCCCCACUCCAGCUGAGCUGCACGAUGCAAUCCGCAGCAGUCCCACAGCGGCAUCUUCAGGGUUGGAUGACAAACGGCGGGAACUCUAUGAGAAGAUGUAUAUGAUCAAAGAAUUGGAGAACGAAUUGGGAGCUACACCGAUCCCGAUAGAGGACAGCCCGCCCCAGAAGCCACGUCGCUCCAGCACCUUCAAGCAUCCCGACCAUCAGGACGCAGAGCUCUUGAUCGACACCCAAACGUAUGAUGCCGCUGAGAUUCUGUGCGGGCUGCCGUCUUCCAAAUCCAAGGGCAUCCUGGAGACUCCUCCGGCCGGGAAGAAUGCUUCUGAGAUCGAUGAUACCCCUCCACCCAAAGCAAAGAAUGUGCCAGAGAUCACCCCGCCCAAGGUGGACCCAUCGGCAGUGACGCCGGACAUGCAGGCGAAGCUCAGGGACUCCCUGAAAGGCCGCAAGAAGAAGUUGCGUCUUGAGAAUGAUGAGCCGGCAGCGAAUGAUGAGCCGGCACAUGCUGAGCCGGCGGGGAAGAAAACGAAAAAGAAGAAGGCGAAUGAUGAGUCGGCAAAAGCUGCUGCGGCAGCCGACGGUCCAGAUGAGGCUCCUAUGCCGGUGAAGCGUGGCAGGGCCACGUCCAACCUGACGGUUAAUGAUGAUGUCGCUACCAGUGUCAAGAAAGCCAAAGGUUCGAAGAACCCACGUGCUGAGACGACAAAUGCCGAGGAAAGCGGCCACAAGCGCACGCCUCGAACAUGUGUUCCCACCCGCCCCCCCUCUCCUCCUGCCCACGGAGGCUGUAGCAAGUGUCGCCAUAGGCGCAACGGUUGCAGAAAGUGUAACCCUGCUCACUUUGCGGACCGGGCGCGAAUUCGCGCUGCGAAGGCCUAUUGCACGGCCACUACUGAGAGGCGCAAGGCCCUUACAAGGGUCGACAAAUACGAAAAGGACGUCAAGGAGUAUUGGGUGGACACGAAGACAACGGGUGAGAUCACGAGAACUAUGUCAGAGACCACCAUCAGGCGCUUCGAAGUCAGGGACGUUGAAAUGCCGUUGCCGGCGCCGCUGGUAGGCAAGAGCCCACAGCCGUUUCUGCCAGACGACGAGGAAGCGUACUACGAGGAUCAGGAGGAAGGCAGCGAGGAAGAGGAGGGCAAGGAGGAGGGAACCGACAGUAAAUCCAAGCAGAGCAAAGCUUUGCGGAAACGAAAGGAGAAGGAUGCUAGGAAUGCUGCGACCGAAGCUGAGGAGGACGAGCUAGUGGACAUGUCCACUGUGGCCAACACCCUCAAGGAGAUCCUUAAAAACCAGAACCGGGCGAUGGUCUUGGUCGACCAGGUGAAGGAUACCGUGCAGAAGGACAAUGGCGAGACGACCAAGCUCGAGCAGCACGCAAACAAACUUAUGACACUUCACGAUGAAAUCGCUGAUAUAAAGGCGAACUUUACGGUCAAGAAGGAUCAGGAGCUACCAGGCAGCACCAAGCAAAUGCAAGCAAAGUUUUUUGAUUGUGCUUUAAAUCUCAUAUCCUAG